Molecule: messenger RNA, 459 nt
Organism: Cladophialophora bantiana CBS 173.52
Lineage: Eukaryota; Fungi; Ascomycota; Eurotiomycetes; Chaetothyriales; Herpotrichiellaceae
Exons: 2
Coding region: 1-459 (152 amino acids)
Source: RefSeq, a predicted model, not a curated record
AUGGCAGAGCAGUGGGCAAGCUCACAAACUCCUCGACAGUCCAUUCCAGCUUGGCUCGUCAGGUGCCUUUAUAUCGCCCUAUUACGCUCCUUCGUCGGGCAAGCCAGUUGCACUCUCGAAUCAAAAAAUUGUCUCAAAGAGUGUACUCUAUUGAUUCAAAGCCAGUCGCCUUCACUGGCAGUCGGCAGGUGCUCCGGAAUGACCAAAGAAGACCUUCUACGCAUGGGCAAGCACCUCCAAAUCAUCGACGUUGCCCAAUAUCCCGCUCAGAUUGCUGAGGGAAACGCACAACUCGUCAACCAUCCUCUGAACGGCUCCAGCCCCGAGGAAGCAGAAAAGUGGAAGCAUAUCGAGCGAGCAAGAAUGAACGAUGGCGAGAUAAGGUCGGCCAAGGAUGACACGCCAUGGCAUGCUAUCGCAGCAGUCAAGAAGGAAGUUCCCAAGAAGCAUGCCAGCUAG